UUUCUUUUCAUGCCUCCGUUUCAUGCAUUGCCAUAGUUCAUUUCAAUCAAUGUUCUGUUAUUACUUGUUUGUAUCUGUAAAAGUUUCUUUUUUUGUUUCAUGCUGUAGAAAAUUUGCAUUUUGGGUUUUUUCACAUUACAUUUCUUGAUUUUUUUUUUGUUCUAGUUGAUGACGAUUCUGUCUGAUAAUCAAAUGGGUCCUAUAUGGUGUUUUUUUUUUCCUCCCCUCAAAUGUGUCGACAGUUAAACACAUCACAUUUUAACUAGGAGGAACUUGUGCCCUCUGAUAGGGACUUAAUAUUUUUCAUGUUCAUCAUUUGUUUAAUACUUUUUCAUGUUUAUCAUUUGUCUUUUUUUCUAUCUUACAUGAUGUGGACUCAUAGCAAUCUUUUCUCCCCAUUUAUACCCUGAUGAUUCACUUGUUCUUUCUUCAAUACAAAAUCAUUUGAUCCUCUCUUAUGCUUUUAGAGAGAGAUUACAUAUUUUAUAGCAAACCCAAAUUGAUUCAUGAUUUUGUUACCUUCCUGCUUAGACUUAGGCCUUAAAUUGUUGAUGCUGUUGUCAAAUUGGAAUCAUCCUGGGCAAACGUUCAGCUCUAUGAUAAUAUGCUUAUGAGAACUUGAAACCAUUGGAAAAAUAUUGAAAUUGGUGUGUGAACUUGGAGAAGAAAAUGAAAUGGUAUUUUCUGCAGAUGUUCUCAUCACCUGAAGGAAGGAAAAUAUUGCAGGUUGUAGUCACAAUGGGUGGAUGCGUCUCAACAGCCAAUAGAAGAACAAGAUCAUAUAGGAAACACCUCCGCAAAUCUGCCAAACGCCGUAGAAAGAUUUCCACUUCUAUUCCUGAUGCACCUAUCAAACGGUUUAGUGAUUCUACAAUAGGAGAUUAUACCCUUAGCGAGUAUGUUCAUCUUGAUUUUGAGAAGGGUGCUGCAACUACCUGCAGAAGAUCUGAAGCUUCUAACAAGACUUUCCAUCAUACACAGCUACAAUGGAACCAUAGCCAAAUUGAUGCAAAAGGAAUAUGCCAAGAGGAAGUAUGGUUUGAUUCUGUCAGUAUUAUGGACUCAGAUUCAGAUGAUGACUUCAGUAGUGUGCAUGGAGAUGGUUUUUCUUGUGUUGGUAGUACAAUUGGGCAAAAACCAAGCACUCAAUUGCUUCAGUAUGGAACUGCAUCACGCAUCUUAGAUACUGGAAGCAAGUAUGAGGGGUUCUAUGAAAGUUACCUGAAAAUAGAUGGAGGGGUUCCUAAAGGUGAUGACAUUGCUACGAAGACAAAGAAAGUUGUUGAUGAUCCUUAUGGAAGUUUCAAAGGUCUUAAAGAGCUCACUUGUGACUCUGGAGAGAAAGUUCAAGAAAAUAGAAGGAAAUCAACAGUUAUUAUGGUUUCUUUAAAGAGGAAAUCCUGUGAUGGAGACGAAAAGACCCAAUUCUCUGGUGCAGCUGGGAGAUUGUUAUAUCGCCCGAGAGCAGGAUUUCAAAUUCCAAGUUCAAAAGGGGAGAAGCCUACUCCAGGAUGUUGGGCUGAGGUUUCACCUUCGGUUUUUAAACUUCGGGGCGAGAAUUAUUUCAGAGAUAAGCAGAAGUCCCCUGCUCCAAAUUUCAGCCCCUAUAUACCAAUGGGUGCUGAUUUAUUUGCAUGCCCACGAAAGAUAAAUCAUAUUGCUCAACACCUUGAGCUUCCUUAUGUGCAACCACAUGAGAAUGUGCCAUCACUUCUAAUUGUUAACAUACAGCUUCCCACUUAUCCUGUUGCCAUGUUCCAAGGUGAUUGUGAUGGGGAAGGCAUGAGCCUUGUAUUAUAUUUUAAACUAUCUGAGAAUUUUGACAAGGAGACCUCUCCUCACUUUCAAGACUCCAUCAAGAGACUGGUUGAGGAUGAUAUGGAGAAGGUUAGAGGAUUUGCAAAGGAGUCAACAGUUCCUUUCAGAGAAAGGCUAAAAAUUCUGGUAGGGUUGGUUAAUCCAGAGGAUUUGCAGUUGAGUUCUACAGAAAGGAAGCUUAUACAAGCUUAUAAUGAUAAGCCAGUACUUUCGCGCCCUCAGCACGAAUUCUAUAGGGGACCUAAUUAUUUGGAGAUUGACCUAGAUAUACACCGUUUCAGCUACAUAUCUCGGAAAGGACUCGAAGCAUUCCGAGAGCGUAUGAAGGAUGGGAUAGCUAAUGUGGGCUUAACUAUUCAGGCACAAAAGCCAGAGGAACUGCCAGAGCAAGCUCUGUGCUGUGUGCGUUUGAAUAAGAUUGAUUUAGUUAAUCAUGGCCAAAUACCUACCAUUGUAACUAGGGAUGACUGAUUUUAAUAGAGAAGCCCUCUGCAGCAGAUAGUUCUGGCAUACAAAUCAAUCAAGAUUGAGGAGAUGCAUUUUGUAGAAACCAGACCAUCAUCACCAGUACUGAUGGCAAAAAUAGAAGAAAAUUCUUUUUUUUUUUUUUAAUUUUUUUGAAUAUAAAAGUGGAUUCUUAAUUUUAUCCACGAAGAACUGUAUUAUUUUUCUUUAUCAUCAUGAUAAUGAAGGUUGCAAGAACAGAGGAUUGGAGAUCAAA
Messenger RNA from Hevea brasiliensis (rubber tree), 2539 nucleotides. RefSeq lists its product as uncharacterized. NCBI's taxonomy places the organism in Eukaryota, Viridiplantae, Streptophyta, Magnoliopsida, Malpighiales, Euphorbiaceae. Bases 670 to 2289 code for a protein of 539 amino acids. The transcript has 11 exons. The record is from RefSeq and is a predicted model, not a curated record.